This is a messenger RNA of Helianthus annuus (common sunflower), 1216 nucleotides long. RefSeq names its product CRAL-TRIO domain-containing protein C589.09, mitochondrial. The transcript has 7 exons. The coding region runs from base 107 to 916 and encodes 269 amino acids. NCBI's taxonomy places the organism in Eukaryota, Viridiplantae, Streptophyta, Magnoliopsida, Asterales, Asteraceae. The record is from RefSeq and is a predicted model, not a curated record.
GCGUGACGCCACCAUAGUCGUACUGGUGAAGCGGCGCCAGCAAGCAAGUUAUAUAACCACGCAACACUUAUCUAUACUUUUCAAUAACUUAAUAAUCAAAAUCAAAAUGUCCCUCCGGUUGCCACCUGUCCCCUUCCACCACCGUUCCGCCGCUCAAUCAACCACGGCGGCGAAGCCUCAAAUCUCAUCGUCCUCCCGUUCAUUUCUCAAGUUCUCCGUUCGAAAUUGCUCAUCCGGAACCGAUACCCACACCUCACGCAAGCUAGUUAUGAAGGUUAAAGAGAAGCUUGAGAAAGAUUACUACAGUCUCCCUACAGGAAAAAACGGAAGAGAUGAUGAGGAACUGAUUCUUUGGUUUUUGAAAGACCGGACGUUUUCAGUAGAUGAGGCCAUCUCAAAAUUGACCAAAGCAAUUAAAUGGCGACAAGACUUUCGCGUGUCAGAAAUAACCGAAGAAUCAGUCAGAAAAGUAGCUGCAACCGGAAAGUCUUAUUUGCAUGAUUCUCUUGAUGUCAAUGGCAGGCCAGUAUUAAUAGUAGAUCCAUCAAAGCAUAUCCCGGAGAUGUUUAAGCAGGCUGAGGACGAGAGGUUAUGUGUUUUCUUGCUAGAGAAGGCAUUAAGUAGACUUCCAGAAGGUAAAGAAGAGAUACUUGGAAUAUUUGAUCUUCGCGGAUUUAGUUUGAAGAAUUCAGAUCUUAAAUUCUUGACAUUUUUGUUUGAUGUGUUGUAUUAUUAUUACCCGAGGCGGCUGGGGCAAGUACUAUUUGUCGAAGCUCCGUUUGUAUUUCAGCCAAUUUGGCAGCUUGCCAAGCCCUUAGUAAAGUCGUAUGCUUCUCUGGUACGGUUUUGCUCGGCGGAUGAUGUGAGAAAGGAGUAUUUUACAGAAUCAACACUUCCAGAAAGCUUUAGACAUUGACAACAUAUUCUGGUUUCUUCAUGUAUACAAAAAUCAUUCCAGUUUCAUGAUAAGGUGUAUUUACGCCAAGUGAGCCGGAGCCGGAGCCGACUAGAAGCUUGGCUUGUGAAGAGACAGGAAGAUUGAGGCUUGGUUGGGCUUAGUUUUAUUGGCUUCAUCCUGGCUUGGCUUGUAUAGACUUAUUUUUAUGGUUAAUUAAGCUCAAGCCUCUAUUAGGUUCUUAUACUUUGUAAAAAAAGAACUCUGUACCUCUUUUUUUCAAAAAUAUUAAAAUAGUAAAUUCAAAUUCUUGAGGGGGAA